AUGAAGUACUCUGCCAUCAUCCUGUCCACGCUGAUCGCCGUCGCCUUCGCUCGUCCCAAUGCCUCGGCCACCGUCACUGCUGCUCCCUCCGUCGUGAGCGGCCUCUCCCCCGCCCAGACCUGCAUUGCGGCCUGCAAGGCUGGCGAUGUCGACUGCGAGGCUGCUUGCGUGGGCGCCGCCCACCCCAACUCUUCGCAGGUCGUCGACACCACCCAGUGCGCCAUGAAGUGCGAUCAGGGCGACGGAAGCCCUGCCGCUACACAGAAGUACAGCGCGUGUGUGCAGGCCUGCAUCGCCAACCACUUCCCUACUAGCCAGACC
This is a messenger RNA of Mytilinidion resinicola, 321 nucleotides long. RefSeq lists its product as uncharacterized. The annotation marks the transcript as partial. The record is from RefSeq and is a predicted model, not a curated record. Lineage: Eukaryota; Fungi; Ascomycota; Dothideomycetes; Mytilinidiales; Mytilinidiaceae. The transcript has a single exon.